Molecule: messenger RNA, 917 nt
Organism: Styela clava
Lineage: Eukaryota; Metazoa; Chordata; Ascidiacea; Stolidobranchia; Styelidae
Product: acireductone dioxygenase-like
Molecular function (GO): acireductone dioxygenase [iron(II)-requiring] activity
Source: RefSeq, a predicted model, not a curated record
CUGUGUAUCCUAUGAUCAGUACCGGUACUCUACCGUACUGCAGUACCGGUACUAGAUUCAGAGAUUAGGAUAUAUUUCAGUUGCUGAUUUCCGAAUCAUUACUAUUAACAAUGGUGAAUGCAUGGUACAUGGAUGGUAGCAGUGAUGAUCAACGAUUUCUUCAUCAGAAAAAUCCAAAUGAAGAUGUUAGUCUGGAUACACUGAAAAGUUUUGGAGUUGAAUACUUUUUUUUUGAUGUGGAGGGUCAUGAAGAAAAUCCUGAAUAUGAGAAAUUGCGUAAAGAUAGAGGUUACAGUUAUCAAGACGUGAUUGCAGUCAGCCCGACAACACUUCCAAACUAUGAGCAAAAGAUUAAAUCAUUUUUUGAAGAACAUCUUCACGUUGAUGAAGAAAUUCGUUAUUGCAUGGAUGGAUCUGGAUAUUUUGAUGUUAGAGAUCCCCAGGACAGGUGGAUAAGAAUAGAGUUGGUCAAAGGAGAUAUGAUUGUUUUGCCUGCUGGAAUUUAUCAUCGAUUUACUCUGGACACGAAGAACUACAUAAAAGCCAAGAGAUUGUUUGUUGGAGAACCAAUUUGGACCCCACACAACAGACCAUGUGACAAAAUGCCAGCCAGACAACAAUAUGUCAAAAACUUCAUAACUUGUCAGUCCUAAUGUUUUAUUUUUAGCAGAGUAAUGGUGGCAAUUAUACAUUGUACAUAGUAUGUGAAAUCAUAACGAUCAUUGAUAAUUCUGGGAUUGAUCAGUGGGUAUCAAGGUUGAAUCGUUUUCUCUUUAUAAUGCUUAUAUUAUUCACAAUCUGUAGAUUCGUUAAUCAAAUUUACACUUUUGCCAAAUAAGUUUUUCUUUUAAAUAUGCAUGGAAACAAUACUCAUGUCAAAUCAUUCAACUACUAAUAAAUGGUACUUUAUCUUGUGC